Molecule: messenger RNA, 793 nt
Organism: Caenorhabditis sp. 36 PRJEB53466
Lineage: Eukaryota; Metazoa; Nematoda; Chromadorea; Rhabditida; Rhabditidae
Source: the annotation of a GenBank genome assembly
AUGCACGUUUCAACGUUUUCACAAAAAGGACACGUUUCCGUUGAUUUUUUGAUCAAGGAAAAAUUCCAGAGAGCAAUUCCUUCGCAAACAACACAUUUCCCUGUCGGAAGUCGUGUACAUCGGACCGAACUAUUAUCCGCGGGACGGUUAUAUCGAUUGGAUUGCGAUCGCCGGAAUCGGCAUUUUGACACUUAUGAUUGUGAGUUUAUGCAGAGAAAGAAAUUAACUUACUAUCAGACAAAAAUGAAAACGUUCAUGGAGACUCAUUGAAACAGACACUUUCCCGCCAAAACUUUGAACAGUUUGUCGCAAUAGAAUUGUUUCCAGUUCCUCUCAAUCUACACGAUCGUUCACUUCGCCGCCAAGUCCUACCGAUUAAUGAGCAGUCUCGUUUCGACCUCCAAAAACUCGGACCGCUACAAAUCGACGCAGUCCCAACUGCUCAACGCGCUCGUCCUCCAGGCGCUCAUUCCGUUCGUCCUCAUGCACUUGCCCGCUUCUUUCGUCUUCAUUAUGCCGCUUUUCGGGUGCGGCGAGCAGAUUUUCGCGCGGAUUUUCAGCGUCACCGUCGCACUUUAUCCCGUUUUGGACCCGCUUCCCACUGUUUUCAUCGUCAAGUGCUAUCGAACUGCCGUUUUGAGUGAGUUUAGGAAGUUCGGAACACUCAAUGUUCUCAUUUUGUUUUUCAGAAUACUGCUCCAACUUCUUCUGCGCGUUCUCAUCGAAAUCCGUCGGAAUUGUCCUCGAACAACCGUCCUCAACCGCCUAUCACGUUCCAACUGUUGUAGCUUGA